Messenger RNA from Limanda limanda (common dab), 1551 nucleotides. RefSeq names its product mitochondrial calcium uptake family, member 3b (gene micu3b). Lineage: Eukaryota; Metazoa; Chordata; Actinopteri; Pleuronectiformes; Pleuronectidae. The record is from RefSeq and is a predicted model, not a curated record. The coding region runs from base 54 to 1073 and encodes 339 amino acids. Gene Ontology annotation, biological process: calcium import into the mitochondrion; mitochondrial calcium ion homeostasis. Gene Ontology annotation, molecular function: calcium ion binding. The transcript has 13 exons. Gene Ontology annotation, cellular component: uniplex complex.
UUUCCGCCACCGACAAGGCCAAGAGCUUCGGUCUGGAUGAUGGAGACGUGUACAUGUCGUCCUCUGAAAACAGAUUUCGUCAGUUCAGCUCAGUGGAGUACGACGGCCAGCUAUACAUGACUCCACUCAACUUCAUUGAAUCUGUCACUCUGAAUGAACCUAAAGGUAGAAGAGCUUGGAGGUCACUUACUAAAAAGGAUUUAGACAAGAUGUUGGCUGACACUCCGGCUGUUUGGAAAGGAUCAUCCAAUUUGUUUAGGAAUCUUCGUGAAGGAGGUGUCAUCAGUUACACAGAGUACCUUUUCCUGCUCUGCAUUUUAACAAAGCCCCAUGCAGGCUUCAGGAUUGCUUUCAACAUGUUCGAUGCAGAUGGGAAUGAGAUGGUGGACAAAAUGGAGUUCUUGGUGCUUGAAGAAAUCUUCCGCAAGAAGAAGGACAGAAAGGAAGUGAGUGAAGACGUGCAAAGGUUGGACCAGAAGGUGGAUGAAAAGACAGAGACUACGCUGCUGGUGCAUUUCUUUGGGAAAAAAGGCAAAGCUGAAUUGAAAUUUGAAGAUUUCUACAAGUUCAUGGACAACCUGCAGACAGAGGUGCUUGAGAUCGAGUUCCUCUCCUACUCCAAAGGCAUGCCCACUAUCAGCGAGGAAGACUUCGCCCGGAUCCUCCUACGCUACACCAACGUGGCCGACGUCAGCGGGUACCUGGAGAACGUGCGACACAGCCUGCCGGAUGAAAUGGGAAUCACCUUUGACGAGUUCAGGUCCUUCUUCCAGUUCUUAAACAACCUGGAGGAUUUUAAAAUCGCAAUGCAGAUGUACAACUACGCCAACCGCUCCAUUGGUCAAGAGGAGUUUACUCGAGCUGUCUACGUGGCCACGGGCAUCAAGCUGACCCGCCACCUGGUCAACACCGUCUUCAAGAUUUUCGACGAGGAUCACGACGACAAACUGAGCCACAAGGAGUUCAUCGGCGCCAUGAAGAACCGGCUGCAUCGUGGCAAAGGGGGUGUCAGAGUGGAGGAGAAGUUCAUCUCUUUCAAGUCCUGCAUGAAGAAGGAGCUUGCAGGCAAAUAGGUGAAGAUCCCUUCAUCAGUAGCAUGUCUUACAAACGGAAUGAACCUCCGCCUCCUCCCUCAUCUCUCAUCAGGCAAAAGGGUUCAUGCAUGCUACAGCGUCUUAAUGCUUUGAGUUAGAAAUUUUCAAAUAAACAGGAUGUUGCACAAACAGGAAGUGGUCGAGCUAAUGUGAAGCUCUUGCAAGUGCUUAAACAAACAAAAGUGACCCAUAAUGAGAACAUCCAUAGAACUGGUGUGCUGCAGGACUCUAAAUUGCACUAAUUACGGAUGCCUAACCACUGUUUGCCUGUUCAGAACUAUUUAUUGAAUUAUCUACAUGUAAAUAUAUUUAUUGGUUGUAAGAUUUCUAGCACAGAUUUUACAUAUUUAUCUAAAACCUUAUCUUAUUGCUGCUUUUCCAGUGUGCGUUGUUUGUUGGCUCUGCAGCCCCCUGCUAAGAUCAUCGUAGGACAGCAGCACCUCCCUCCCCCCUUCAU